ACAAUCCUCUGCAGCUUUUCGGACGUCCUGCAAAGAUGGAGCACACUCGGCGAUUUCCGUUCGAGGGGGAGGAUCGAUGAGCAAGGUCGCAUCGAAUAGGAGAGAGGACAGAGAGAGAGAGAGGAGGAGAGAGCGAGAGAGAGGAGGAGAGAGAGAGAUGUACCCCUGGAGGCUGGCGGCAGCUGUCUGCAGCCGCAAACACGUGUCGGUCUUCAGCCGCUCCUUCAACAUGGCAGAGGAGGCGAAGAAACUGGCUGCUUACGCCGCUGUGGACAACCACGUCCAGAAUAACCAGGUGGUCGGCGUGGGCAGCGGAUCGACCAUCGUCUAUGCCGUGGACAGAUUAGCUGAACGAGUCCGAGAGGAGAAACUCAACAUCGUGUGUGUGCCAACUUCCUUCCAGGCUCGUCAGCUGAUUCUGCAGCACGGCCUCACUCUGUCGGAUCUGGACAGACACCCUGAGCUGGAUGUGGCGAUCGACGGGGCCGAUGAAGUGGACGCAGAUCUCACGCUGAUAAAAGGCGGAGGCGGCUGCCUGACUCAGGAGAAGAUCGUCGCCGGCUGUGCUAAACAUUUUGUCGUCAUCGCCGACUACAGGAAGAACUCCAAGGACCUGGGCCAGCAGUGGAAGAAGGGCGUUCCCAUCGAGGUGAUCCCCAUGGCGUACGUUCCCGUGUCCCGGAUCAUCGCCAAACGCUUCGGAGGCGAGGCCAACCUACGGAUGGCCGUCAGUAAAGCGGGUCCGGUGGUCACUGACAACAGCAACUUCAUCCUGGACUGGAAGUUUGAGCGCGCUCAGAACUGGAAGGAAGUCAACACGGCGCUCAAGAUGAUCCCAGGUGUGGUGGAGACGGGGCUCUUCGUCGGCAUGGCUGAGCGAGCCUACUUCGGGAUGGAGGACGGGAGCGUGAAGGUUCAGGAUCCUCCUGUGAAAUGAGAAAUCUCCCGCCUCCACCGUCAUUCCCCCCCCCCCCCUUUCAAAACGACCUCACCAUUCCCACAAGUGCCGACUUUAUGAUUUUUGCACCCCGGUCUCGAGGACUGUGCUCGGGGGCGGAGCUGCACCGCCUGCAGGAGUGUAGCAGGGAAGUUUCCACACAUCUCAAUAUGCAGACUAAACAAGAGGAGCGUUUGAUUUCUCUCAUCCUGCAGCUGUCGCUUCUGAUUCUGAGUUUAUUUUUAUUUUUUUAAAGUGCCUGAUGAGGGAAAUCAAGUGCACCGUGCACUGCAUGUUUUUUUAAUUGUUGCUCCGUUGGGCUGCCUGCUCUCACCGGGACUGUCGGCUCUGCUGCUGAACGAAACUAAGGUGUGCCUUAAAGUCUUAUUAACUAAAAUGAUGCCAUUAAAGUCCCGUUUAAAAAGCUCAUAAUCACCAUGGAAACACUUUGAUCUGCUCAAGUCCACUCAUCGUCGAAGGGAGAGCUGUGAGCAGUGCGAGCUGAUAUGCCUUCAAGUCUUUCAGUUUAAUUAGUCCACAGAAGGGGGGGGGGUGGGGGGUAUGAACCAUAUUCAACAGCAUGAACAACUUUUUUCAUGAUCUUCAUUUUUCUAAUUAAUAUGCUAAUUUAAACAGCGAGAAGCCCAAAAAAAUUUAAUGAGAUCCCUGACAGUUGAGGGGGAAACCCCGUGGUGCAGGUGUGAGGCUUAAUGUGAAGAGAGGACAUGUUGUAAAUCAUUCUUCUAAUGUGUGUUUAAUACACACACAGAGAGGCGCUGUGAGAAAACUGUGAUUUUAGAUCCUUCUGAAUUUUAAACACGCUCACCAACACACGGUUUGAAAAAAAUCAAACAUGGAGGAAAAUAAAAGUUCAGAACAAGAAGCAUUGAGCGGAAAGUGUCCGUUCACUGUGAGAAGUUAAGCACUUCCUGUUGUUGUGGAAACAUGCGCUCACACUGUGGUACCAGUAAAUUCACCUUUUUGCACCAUAGAGUGACUGAAGUUUCCAUCUGUCAUCUUCUCUCCUUCAGCAGCGCUCUGUUUGUUUAAGCUGUCUUCACACAUGCACUCCUGAUCAUUUCUAGAAGAUUUCAGGCCCCUGAAAUCAUCCUGACUUACCUGUUCACACAUGCACCUCACAGCGGGAGGAAGGGGGGAGAAGAAGGCAGGACAUGGAAUAAAAUGGGCGACUCAAAACGGCUCCACCUCCGCAUCGUCUUGCCUCAGGAAAACCCUCCCUGCCCCGCCUCCUGCCCCACCAGGAUAGUCUCCUCCUGUGAGGUGCAUGUGUGAACGACCGGGUCAAGAGAAUCUCAGAAGCAGCCCUCCUGAAGUCCUCCAGAUAUUUUAAGGAGUGCAGAUGUAAAAACAGCUUUAGUGACAUUAUAAUCGAUCAUUAAGCCGCACUUUCUUACAAAUAUAUAAAACUUCUGAACGAGGAGUCGCUCCUGUUGAAGUGUUCUGGACGACGGUACGGUACAGGUUACAUCGAUGUCAAAUAUUUUGUGCAUUCCUGGGUUUUAAUCUGGAGAAAACACGUCGUCUACCCGAUUCGGCUGAACACGUUUGGCUGUAGCUUUAAAAUUCUCGACGUGGAGUUUCUAAUGGCGUCGUCUUCGGUUGUUUAUUUUUUUUUGCAUAUAAGGGCCGCUGCUGUUAAAAAUGUAGCUGUGGUCUGUUUUCCUCUCAGCACAGACUGGUUUGUAAAUCUUUUGCAGAUUCUCCUGCAGAGUUACACUAAUCAAUUUCAGAAGGUAAAGUCCGCAGCAGCCUCUCUCUCUCUGAUAAAGAAACAAUCAGAGCGCUGAAUGUGUUGCAUGUACCUCCUCUCUCUGUGCUGCUUCAUUUUGUGCCUCUAUGUUAAAUGCAUGACGUCUGUUAAUCUUUACAUAAUCAGUCUGUUCAAAGUCUUGAGCCAUUUAAAUCAUCACUAUAGAGACAAACAGAACACAGUAAAGUCAGUUAUGUGUGCUCUUAUGUAGCUUCAAACUGAACCGAGAGCAGCACAGGUUCAUUUGAUGUGCCUCGUCACACAGAAGCAAUAAAACAACAAACUCCAUCUUAAAUCAGAUGUAGCUGAAUUAAUCGAUUAUGUAGCUCCAUCUCCUCCCUUGAUGCUCAAAGCUGCAUCGUGUAGUUUCAGGACAGACUUGUCAACAUGAAAGUGCACAGUCACUGUUUGAUUUGUUUCCAUUGUUCAACACAUCAUCAUGUUUCAGAUCUUCACAGAUUGUGUUCAGUGUGUAAACAAAACAGAACUCCUCCUUUCUUAAGUUAGAGAUUCAAAUACUCACACUGACUGUUCACAUUAACUUCAGGUUACUUUUAUUUCCUGAUCUGAGUAACACUUUCAAUUAAGGUCACAAUGUUCACCAUUCACUAGCUGAUUAUUAGCAUGCUAACUAGCAGCAUGCUGGCUGCUUAUUAGUACCUUCCUGUACAUGACCACAGUCUACAGCUAACAGGUCAUUAACUAAGAGUUUGACUUCUUGAUUUCUGCUGAUUCAUUAUAAGUUAGGAAGCUGUUGAACAUGAAAUAUGAUCUCAACAUGCUUUGCUUACUGUGACCUUAUAAGGGCAUACUAAGCAAUACAUAUAAACUAUGUUCCUGUAGAAUAAGCUACUCAUAAGCAGCCAGUGUGCUACUAGUUAUCAUGCUAAUAAGCAGUUAGUUAAUGAAUAUUCUGACCUUCAUUGAAAGUGUUACAGAGCUCCUUGUUUUGCUCACCAUGCCUUAAAGACGGGUUCAUUUCUGCAUCUUUUAUACAUUUUGUUGAACGACUCAUGAAGGGAGAAUAUGAAGUACAAUCGAGCUGUUCUGUCCUCAUGGCUCUGAUUAUGUGGUACAUGUAUAUUUUACUGUAAUGCAGUUCUACUCUCUAAACUAAACUGUUGAAUCAGCCUCCGUGGUGAGACGAUGACGCUCACUGAACUGUGAAUGUGAGGCUCAGUUUGGGUUUGUGCACCAGCAUUUCUUUCUUUUAGAUGAUUCACUGUGAUGAUGAUGAUGAUGAUGUUUCUGUCAUGGUACUAUUUUCUUUGUCAACCAAUAAAUGACCAAACUGAGAGAAA
Messenger RNA from Labrus mixtus (cuckoo wrasse), 4009 nucleotides. It is a transcript of the gene rpia, whose product is annotated as ribose 5-phosphate isomerase A (ribose 5-phosphate epimerase). The transcript is spliced from 9 exons. Bases 77 to 937 code for a protein of 286 amino acids. Gene Ontology annotation, cellular component: intracellular membrane-bounded organelle. Lineage: Eukaryota; Metazoa; Chordata; Actinopteri; Labriformes; Labridae. Gene Ontology annotation, molecular function: ribose-5-phosphate isomerase activity. Gene Ontology annotation, biological process: D-ribose metabolic process; pentose-phosphate shunt, non-oxidative branch. The record is from RefSeq and is a predicted model, not a curated record.